GUCGCGGGGGUGUGUGUGUCGCUGGCGGUCCCGGGUUCGUGACUGGGUGGCGCUGCUUCUGCCGUGUGAGCUGACGAGCUGCGUCGCGGGCCGGAAGUUCCGUUUAGCGGUAGUGUGUUUGGUGCUAAUUGAACGCGUGUGUCCAAACAGACGUCGCCGAUAGAGGAUCUGCGUGCUUUCGUGUGUCUCACCUGGGAUUAAACGCCGUCGUUCAGUUUCUCGAGCAGCAUUGCAGGGUUGCCGCCGCCGCCGCCGCCGCCGCCGGCAUGCAGCCCUCCUCGCGGUGCUGGGUUCGACCCCGGGUGCGGGCGCUUGCCGCGCUCCUCGCCGCCUGCCUGCUGCCUUUAGCCUCCGCCAAACCAGGGCUGUGUGAGCUGGAGUCUGGGCAGUCCAACAUCAUCCUGGACAUCGAGGAGAGCAGCGGCUCGCAGAUGAGCCAGCAGACGACGCCGGCCGAGCUGCCCGUGGUGGGGGACCCGUUCUCCGACGUGGCGCUCGAGCUGGUGUUCCCGCGGCUGGAGCCCGUCUUCAUCCUGAACGGCAAGAGGCUGCAGCUGCUGCGGCCGCUCGACAGGGACCGCGACAACCUGUCGCACAUCGUCUUCCAGCUGACAUGCACGGUGCGAGCCACGGGUCGUAAGCGCACCAUCCCAGUGAUCGUCAGAGUGUCUGACGUCAACGACAACGCUCCCGUCUUUCUCGACACACCGUACGAGGUCACCGUCCCUGAGCUGACGCCGGUGGGCAGCACGGUGUUCCGCGGCCUGAAGGCGGUGGACGCUGACGCGGGCGUGAACGCGCUGCUCGAGUACUCGGUGGUGGCGGGGCAGCCGCCGGAGGGCAGCGGCGCCGCCGACGGGGCCGCCUUCUUCGCCAUCCGGCUGCCGCACCAGGGCCAGGUGACGGUGGCGCGCGCCCUCGACUACGAGCGCACGCAGCGAUACCUCGUCACCGUCGUCGCCUCGGACCGCGCGCGUAACGCGUCGGAGCGGCUGUCGGCGACGACGACACUGACGGUGACGGUGCAGGAUGACGACGACCAGGAGCCGUCCUUCAUCUACCAGGGCUGCACGCCGCUCAAUGGCGUCUGCAUCAACCCCGAGUACUCGGCCUCGGUUUCAAGUGGAAUCUUGGCUGGCAUUCUCAACAUAUCCCCAGAAAAGAUUCAAGCUGUUGACAUGGAUUCCAUAAAUUCUCCUAUUCAUUAUAGUUUUCUGAGUGGAAUGCCAUCAUCCUACAAGGAUUAUUUUGAAAUAAACCCUCAGACAGGAGCUGUAAGGCAGAUACAGCCUGUUGAUACAUCUGUUGCUAAAAAAUUUGAGAUAAUUAUAAAGGCAGAAGAAGAAUCUGAACAACGCAGAUUUGCAACUGCAAAACUGUUCAUCACAGUCAAGCCAGUGGACAGCAACCCACCAAAAAUCCAGGUCUCUGCAGCUGAUGGAUUUGUGGAUGAAAAUGCACCAAUUGCAACUAAAGUUAUUGAUGCCAGUGGGAACCCAAUUAAGCUUACAGUAACUGAUGCUGAUCUUGGCCCUGAUGAUCCAAAACCAACAUAUGCAUUCGAACUGACAACAAACUUCUUUAACGUUGACAACAGUGGCAUACUGGUAGUCAAUGAAGAAACACUCGACAGGGAUCCGCCGAGCCCAGGGAAGUUCAGAUUUCAGGUUGUUGCUCGGGAGAUGACCGGAGGUAAUGGUGCCGCUAGUCCCCCACUCACCCUGACCGUCACCUUGAACGAUGUGAAUGACAAUGCGCCACGGCUGCCAGCGAUAGCUCCCAUCACCAUACAGGCCGGAGAAGGGAAGCGCCUUGUGUAUACUGUUGUUGCAACAGACGAUGACCUUGGUGAGAAUGCCGAAAUUUCAUACAGCAUAUAUCAUGUCUCCAACAAUGGAAGGCAGAAAUUCAAAAUAGAACCAAAAACAGGUGAAAUAUUUACCAUUGGAAAACUGAUAGCUGGAGAACAGUACAGCAUAACAGUCCAGGCAACAGAUAAAGGUGGAAAAUAUUCUCAGACAAUAGUAGAAGUUAAUGUGGUUCCUGGUCCAAACACUCGAAGUCCAGUAUUUGAGCAACAGACAUAUGAAGUGCAAGUCAGUGAAGGCGCUCCUAUAAAUUCUACAGUUGCAACUAUCAUUGCAAAUGACCCUGAAAAGGACCCAGUCACAUAUUCUAUCAUAUCAGGCAAUGAUCUACGGCAGUUUGCCAUUGGAGACCGGACUGGAGUAAUCACUGUCAUACGAAAGUUAGACAGAGAGGAACUCACAAGAUACCAGCUGGUAGUUAAGGCAGAGGAUACUGGAGGAUUAUCAAGUACAGCACUGAUCAGCAUAAAAGUGACAGACAUAAAUGACAAAAAUCCAGAGUUUCAGAAUCUGCCGUAUCUGUUUAGAGUACGGGAAGGAGAAAAUAAUGCCAAAGUUGGCAGUGUGCUUGCCACUGAUGCAGAUGAGGGCCAGAAUGCAGUUGUGUACUAUUCUGUUCCAGAUGAGAUACCAUUUGCAAUUGAUGCUAUGACAGGUGAAAUUCGGACAAAAACUGCACUUGAUUAUGAAAAACAGAGGGACUAUAAGUUUGUCGUGACUGCAAAAGAUGGGGCACCAGAUCCUCGCUUGGCAACAGCGACUGUCACAGUCCAGGUGGUGGAUAUUGACGAUGAAUUACCAAUAUUCCAUUUACUGAGCUAUGAGGCAAGGGUCCCUGAAAAUGUUCCAGAUUACAUGGUUACCCAAGUCAAGGCUGAUGAUCCAGAUACGAAUCAAAAAAUAACUUACAUUAUCAGGCAAGGACCAGCUGAAUUAUUUUCAAUUGAUCAGAAAACUGGUGUUAUUAGAACUUUACGUGGAUUGGAUUAUGAGAGAGAAAGUCAAUAUAUCCUUGUUGUUGGAACAUUGGAAAAUCCGGGAAAUCGGCCAGGUGACACAACCAGAGUGAUUGUCAAUGUUGAGGAUCGAAAUGAUAUACCACCAGUGUUCACAACAGUACCACGACCAGUUACUCUGGAAGACAGUGUACCUAUUGGCACUACUGUAACAACUCUAAUUGCAACUGAUUCAGAUGGGACACCACCUGGAAACAAGGUUCGAUAUGAACUUAUUGGAAGAGGAAAAGCAAACAAAUACUUCCAGAUUGAUUCUGAUACAGGUGUUAUACACGUUCGAGAUGACCUACGGAAAGAAACACUCAAUGAAUACCAAGUCGAUAUUAAAGCCUAUGAUCUCGGUGAACCACAGUUGUCAUCUGUGACAUCAGUACCUGUUUAUGUUCGCCACGUGGCAACUGUUCCACCAGAUGAAGGGCUGGGCUUUGCUGACACUUCUUAUACCGUAGAGAUUCCUGAGAAUGCAACUGCAGGCACCCUCAUAAAGACACUUACAAUUUUGAACAUCAGAGCUCAAGACAUAGCUCCUCUUCGGUGCACAAUAACAGAUGGUGACAUUCAAGGUCUCUUCUACACAAAUGUGACAAAGGAUCGGAACUGUGAAUUAAGGUUAAGAACUGCUGGUCUGGACCAUGAAAAAGUGCAACAGUAUCAGGUGGUUAUAAAGUUAGACACUCUUUCUGGUUUGGUGAAUCAGAUGAGAAACAGCACUACUGUUAAGAUUCAGGUUGUUGAUGUGAAUGACAACAAACCUGAAUUUAUAUUCCCAGAACCAUACCAAAAGUUUUCAAAGGGAAAAUACUUUGGGGCAAUUGCAGCAGAUUCACCAAUUGGGACAUCUGUUUUGCAGGUUAAAGCUGAAGACAAAGAUAGUGGGAAGUAUGGAAAAGUUGAAUACCGAAUUUUGGCAAGUGAUAAAGGAUCAGAAUAUUUUGCUAUGGAUUCAAGCAUAAUCAAAAGCAAGAAAUUAUUUGACAAUGAUGUGGGGCUGCCCUUCCGGUUCACUGUAGAAGCUCGUGACAACCCCACAUCAGAGCAAGACAGCAAUACUGAAACAGUUCCUGUCGUGAUAAACCUCAUUACCGAUCGGAAUCGACUGAUACUAGUGAUCGAUGAUGCCAAACCGGAAACUAUACAGAAUGAGGAGAAUAAAAUUGCUAGUGUCCUGGAGGACCACACAAACUUGAUUAUUGGAAUUGAGAAAGUAGACUCCAGACAGUUUCUUGGCAGUAAUAGCACAAUUGAAAUAGACAAAGAUGGGACCGAUGUUUGGUUCUAUGCAGUAGAUCCUGAAACUGAAACAAUUCUGGAAAGAAACAGUAGCAGAGUACUGAGGUCAAUAAUGGAUGCUGCUGUGAAAUCAAGUAUUACGAGAGAUAUCGGUAGUACUCUUCGAGCCACAACCAGUGGGAUACAUGGUCCAUUAAUGGUCAUGAAACUUCAGAAGGGUUCAGCUGUUUCAUGGGAUGUUUUCCCAUAUGCUCUCAUAAUAAUCGCUUGUAUAAUCUUCAUACUUGGCUCAGCUGGAAUAAUAUACAUAUGUAUCUCAUGGUCAAGGUACAAAGCUUAUAAAGAAAGAAUGCAAAGAAUGUAUGUUGUGCCGAGAUAUGAUCCAGUGUUUGUUGAACCAAAUCUUAAGGAAUAUGAAACUCAGGUUCUGCAGAUGAGUGUCCCACUGGAUGACAGCGACAGUUACAAUGAUCUACAGCUGGAUUUUAGCAGUAAAAAUCAUGCUUUCAGUUUAGACAAUGUGAGCUACAUAACAAAAGAAAAUGGUGACAGCAUAGGCCAGCAGAGUCCCGUAAGUUCUGACGCUGCCACAACAGCGCGUGCCUCCAGUAUAGCGGGAGGUGGGCAUCACAGGAAUGAAAGUGAGCACAAUAUCAUGGGUCAGGAUUCUCCUCACAUAUCAAAUCCUGUUUAUCAAAGGUCUGAUGACAAUUCCAGCCAUAUGAAUGCCAGUGCUACGAAUGAGAAUGUGACAUUCAGAGAGAAGAAAGAUUAUUCUCAUCUAGGCUUUACAUAUUUAGGGGAUAGGUCUCCAGUAGAAACAACAACAGAAUUGUGAUUUGCAAAAUUACUGAAAAAGAAUACUGUUUUGUCCCCAGAUGAUAGCUCAAAAAUAUUGCCAUUUCUCUUUGUUGUUCAUUAACUACUGCCUUUCAGGCCAUAGGGAAGAAUGACAGUGCAUCUUAGGAGAAAAUGAUAUUCAUUUUCAGUUUACUGUUGAUACCUCGUGCACAUUUUUGCGCAAAAUCUGUGCAAAAGACUGAUUGUAACAUUUUUAAUGUUGGAUGUGUGCUGUGGUCUGUUUGACAAUGAUCAAUGCUCAAAUACUUGGAGAUUGGACUGUGUGAAUGCUGCAGCUGUAAAAUAUAAGCAACAAUAAGAAAUCAACAUCAGACAGUUUAAUACCAAGAUGCCCCCAUAAAACAAAACAUUCUUGGUACAGAAAGAAAUUUUUUUUAUCUAGAAGGUAUACAGUGAAAGUUAAUGAAUACACUCUAGCAGAAUGUUACAUUACUUUAAUGUGUGAAAUAUUAUGAAGAGUGUUGAAUUCUUUAUGCUUCAAACAACUGUAUGCUUGGAUAUAUUAAAAGGAAAAAUCUUGCAAGCAGUUACCAGUUUUUGGUGCCAGUGCUGCAGUGGCAGAUGUACUUAAUAUUGCAUACACUUUUUAUCUGGCAAGCACAUCAAAUAUUUUAUGCAACAAAGGAACCACCAGUGUAUAAAUUUUAUUUGUGUUUUCACUUUGUAGAGUGCUGAAUUAGUAAAAAUUGAACAUCUUUGUAUUGCUGAAAUUUUAUAAAACCAUAGUUGCAGCAUUUUUUUCUGAUGAGUGUGCCAACUGUUUUGUACUGAGUCUUAUACAAAUAUAUGUACAGUGUUUGCUAUAUAAAUGUUAUUUGCUGUCAUUGGCAGUGUUGUGUAUAUAAUUAUAAAUGUAUAGGUGAGAAACGGCUCAUAAGUCUUCCAAACUCUGCAAAAUAAGUUACUUGUAUUAUAGAUCUGAAUCAUUGCUCAUUAUCCAUUGUUUUCAUGGUUGUUAAUUUAUGGAAAUGAAAGCUGUAUGUGAACCGUUAGAAAGAAAUGUGUGAAGGGAUCACUGUGGUUACCACCACCUGUGUACCUUGAAAUAUUUUGUGAGAAGUAUGUGCGUGUGUGUAAUAAGAGGACAGAUGUGACUUUUGAAGUGAAGUGUGCUGUUGUGAAAGAAAUCAUUUUACAUAUGAGAUUUUCAUGCAAAUAAUUAUAUAUUUUUUCAAGAAAAUAUUUGUAUAAGGAGUAAGCAUUGUAAAUAUACAGAAAACUUACAUGUUGAUGUUAAUGUAACAAAUUUUAUUUAUUUAUUGUUUAUUUUUUUUCAAAAUUAUAAUUUGUGCAUAGAUGUGAUAUGAAAUAGAAUUUUUGUACUUAAAUGCAAAUGAAAUAUUUAGUCUCA
Molecule: messenger RNA, 6326 nt
Organism: Schistocerca nitens (vagrant locust)
Lineage: Eukaryota; Metazoa; Arthropoda; Insecta; Orthoptera; Acrididae
Gene: Cad99C
Product: cadherin-99C
Exons: 29
Coding region: 267-4952 (1561 amino acids)
Biological process (GO): homophilic cell-cell adhesion
Cellular component (GO): plasma membrane
Molecular function (GO): calcium ion binding
Source: RefSeq, a predicted model, not a curated record